Messenger RNA from Pimephales promelas (fathead minnow), 2463 nucleotides. RefSeq names its product alpha-L-fucosidase 2 (gene fuca2). Gene Ontology annotation, molecular function: alpha-L-fucosidase activity. Gene Ontology annotation, biological process: glycoside catabolic process; fucose metabolic process. Gene Ontology annotation, cellular component: lysosome. Lineage: Eukaryota; Metazoa; Chordata; Actinopteri; Cypriniformes; Leuciscidae. The record is from RefSeq and is a predicted model, not a curated record.
GAAUGAGGAAGCUGAAUUUUAAACGGUUUGUUCUUUUGUUUUGCAGUUGACAGGUAGAUCACGUGAGUUAUGUAGACAACCUUAGAACAACAUGUGAUCUGAUACAACUCCCAUUAGAUCGCUGUGAAUAAGAGACAGCGGCAGCACAAUGCAUCACUGGGGUGUUUUAUCCCUUUUUUUACUCUCGAUUGGCACCUGUGUUUGUCAAUACAAGCCUACUUGGGAAUCAGUUGAUUCAAGACCUAUACCGGAAUGGUUCGAUCAAGCUAAAUUCGGCAUUUUCAUUCACUGGGGAGUGUUUUCAGUUCCCAGCUAUGGCAGUGAAUGGUUCUGGUGGUACUGGCAGGGCCGGAAAUUCCCGUCUUAUGUGAACUUUAUGGAGCAGAAUUAUCCACCUGGCUUCACCUACGCAGACUUUGCAUCCCAGUUCCACGCUGAAUUCUUUGAUCCUGUAGAGUGGGUUGACAUUUUUGCCUCGUCUGGAGCCAAAUAUAUUGUGCUCACAACCAAACACCAUGAAGGCUUUACAAUGUGGGACUCAAAGUACUCGUGGAACUGGAACGCCAUGGCGGUUGGGCCGAAGCGGGAUCUGGUGGAUGAGAUCGCCACUGCUUUGCGGAAACACAGUGAUUUGCGUCUGGGGCUUUACCACUCCUUGUUUGAGUGGUUUAACCCUCUGUACAGAGCCGAUGCUAACAACUUGUACAAAACGAAUGUGUUCCCUACUACCAAGACCCUGCCAGAGAUGUACGAGUUAAUCUACAAGUUCAAGCCUGAAUUACUGUGGUCUGAUGGUGACGGAGAUGCGCCUGACACAUACUGGAACAGCACAGGGUUCCUCGCCUGGCUCUAUAACGAGAGCCCUGUACGUGACACUGUUGUGACCAAUGACCGUUGGGGAUAUGGCAGCAUAUGUAAACAUGGUGGAUAUUACACCUGUUCGGAUCGGUACAACCCAGGACACCUGGUGAAGCACAAGUGGGAGAACUGCUUGUCCAUUGACCAGAAGUCAUGGGGCUACAGGAGAGAGGCCAAACUCAGUGAUUACCUCACCACCGAACAAGUGAUACAAAGUCUCGUGGAGACGGUGUCCUGCGGGGGGAAUCUGCUGUUGAACGUUGGCCCCACACAUGACGGCCGCAUCGUGCCCAUAUUUGAGGAGCGUCUGCGACAGAUUGGUCAGUGGCUUAAGGUGAACGGAGAAGCCAUUUACAACAGCAGCGCAUGGAGAGUUCAGAACGACACUGUCACUCCUGGAGUUUGGUAUACAUGGAAUCCGAAGGAGAACGCAAUCUAUGCUAUUUUUCUUUCAUGGCCCUCUGAUGGGGACAUUGUUUUGAACGACCCCAUUGUGUCAGCGUCCAAGACUCAGGUGGUGCUGCUUGGCUAUAAGUCCGUCUCAUGGCAGUCCAUGAGUCCCACAGGUCUGAAGGUCCAUCUGCCCCAGGUGGACCCCAGUCAGAUGCCCUGCUCCUGGGCUUGGACACUGCGACUGACUGGUGCGAUGUAGCCUGAGGAUAGCGGCACUGUUAGUUCCUGCUUUUUGGACUAAUGAAGCCAAAGACUGAAGACACUGUUUUCUCCCAACUUUUACAUUUAAAUAAUAAUCAUACAAAAAUAAUCUUUAUGAUGUUUUUUUAUAAUUUUUGUUUCAUACUAGUGUAUCCUAGUAGGGACUCAACGUGGUGUGGUGCUGUUGCUUUGCUAAGUGAUCAGAUGAUCUUAUUUUUUCCAUGUACACAAAGUUUUUUUUUUCAAGAAAUGAAUUAAUCAAAAGUGACAGUAAAGACAAUUAUAAUGUUAUAAAAGUUUUUAAUUAGGAUUAAAUAAAAAAAUAUUUAUGUGAAAUGUUAAUAUGUUUUCCCUCAACUUUUACAUUUAAAUAAUAAUCAUGCAGUGAUUAAGUGCUGUUGCUUUGCUAAGUGAUCAGACAUUUUUGCAUGGAAGAUGAGUGAAAAAACCCCUAAGCCUAGAAAGCAGAAGAUCAUGGAGAUGUGAUGGUGGACUAUUGGUGGACAACCACAUAGGGACACACUUAUCUCUCUGAACACCUUAGCAACCAUAUAGUGACCAUAUGAAUUUUUAAUAACCUGUGUGUGUUACUUCAAGAGGGCUACCAUUUUCAUUUUUGUUAUCAUUUGAUUUAUCAUAUUAAUAAAAUUUGAUUUACAUAAUUUGAUAAUUAUUCAUUAUUCAUUUAUUUCAUUUGCUAUUAUUUGUUACUUCCUUUCUAUUGUUGUUUAAUCUUAUGAUUGUGGGGUUUUAUAGAAUGUGGAAUGUUUGUCUUCACAAAUAAGAGGAGAGAAAUAUCAAAAUUUCACUUUGGUAUAUGAUUUGGCCUUGUUGUACGGUCAUUGUGCAGGUCAGAUGAAGUCUGAAUGGUGACUUUAUAUAUAGGGCUAAUCGUUUUGUAAGAAAAAGGGAUCUAUGAAUUAACUACAGUAAAUAAAAAAAUGAAAAGGU